Messenger RNA from Exophiala viscosa, 1660 nucleotides. RefSeq names its product major facilitator superfamily domain-containing protein. Gene Ontology annotation, cellular component: plasma membrane. NCBI's taxonomy places the organism in Eukaryota, Fungi, Ascomycota, Eurotiomycetes, Chaetothyriales, Herpotrichiellaceae. The coding region runs from base 59 to 1660 and encodes 533 amino acids. Gene Ontology annotation, molecular function: transmembrane transporter activity. Gene Ontology annotation, biological process: transmembrane transport. The record is from RefSeq and is a predicted model, not a curated record. The transcript has 3 exons.
GCUCUGCUGCCUAUUCCUUUCGAGACCUUCACCAUUCUACACUACAAGAACUUUCAAAAUGGCGCCGGAGGCAUUGACAUUGGAAGAGGGUCGAAGUCAGCGAGGUCAAUAUCGCAUCUUCGCUCUCCUCUCAGUUCUGUAUGCUGCCCUGUUCAUCUCGGCUGUCAACACGACCAUCAUAACGACAGCUCUCCCAAUAAUCGCAAAACAUUUCCAUUCUACGACAGGUUAUACUUGGGUUGGCGCUGCAUAUGUCCUGGCCGACACAGCAUCUGGUCCAGUAUGGACCAAUUUUUCGGAUAUCUGGGGACGAAAGAUUAUCUUCCUCGUGGCCGUCGCCCUUUUCAUGGUUAGCUCUCUGAUAUGCGGACUCUCGACAAGCAUGGCCAUGCUCAUUGGAGGACGUGCGCUUCAAGGUGCUGCAGCUGGUGGCAUAAUGUUGUUGGUCACUGUUGUUAUAAGCGACAUGUUCGACAUGAGGCGACGAACUCUCUACCUGGGCAUUUGUGAUGUUAUAUGGGCCAUCUCAGGAGCUGUUGGUCCCAUUAUCGGAGGAGCUUUCGCCGAGUAUACCUCGUGGAGGUGGAUAUGGUAUACAAACCUUCCCAUCACUGCUGUCACAUUCCUCGUCGUGUGUCUUUUCAUGGAUGUGCACAACCCCAACACUCCAAUAUGGCGUGGUCUAAAGGCCGUCGAUUGGCUAGGGAGCAUGGCACUGCUGGCGGUCACGCUGAUGACUCUCCUCGGCCUCAACUUUGGCGGUGAAUCGACGGACUGGACAUCUCCUAAAGUUCUUGUCCUGAUCGUCGUCGGUGUGGCUCUUUCCACCGUUUUCUUCCUCGUUGAGGCCAAGUACGCCAAGUAUCCCAUCAUGCCACUCCACGUCUUCAAAAACCGCUCCAAUGCUGCAACAAUUGCGGUCGGGGCUCUUCAUGCAUUUGCAAUGAUGGGUCCAGAAUAUUAUCUUUCCCUUUAUUUUCAAUCAGCCAAGCUAGCGCAGCCUCUGCGAUCUGGUCUUCUAGGCCUUCCAUUCGUGUUCUUGGAAGGUAUAGGUGGCAUUGUCAGUGGGCUGAUGAUUCAUCGCACGGGUCGAUACAAUGCGCUGCUUUGGGUGGGCGCAGCUUCAAUGACAUUGGGCUUUGGGCUGUUGAUCGACCUCAAAUCCUCGACUGAUCUUGUCAAGAUAAUCAUUUACCAGUCAAUCGGUGCACUGGGAUCCGGAAUACUCAUUCAGCCACCGAUGAUUGCCAUUCAAGCGAACGUGUCACAACAGGAGACUGCCGCAGCCACGACCACGCUAACAUUCAUGCGUGGACUGGCCCAGGCAGUGUCUAUCGUUAUUGGCGGUGUCGUUUUCCAGAGUUCUAUGGAUGCUAAACAAGCAGAGCUUCUGAAAGAAGGGGUUCCUCGUGACGUGGCAGGGAUCUUCUCGGGGCAGGAUGCGCAGGUCAAUGUUGAUCAGCUUCGGACGAUGCAUAAUCUCGCCCAGCAGCAUCUGGUGCAAGAAGCAUACGCGGGGAGCUUGAGAAAUGCCUGGAUUCUAUAUGCAGCAGUCGCAGGACUUACAAUUGUUGCCUCUUACUUUGUGGGAACGCAUGCCCUUUCCACCGAACACGUCGAAACGAGGACAGGUCUUGAGGAGCGGGACAGCAAAAAGUAG